This is a messenger RNA of Xylona heveae TC161, 2932 nucleotides long. RefSeq lists its product as hypothetical. Bases 298 to 2637 code for a protein of 779 amino acids. NCBI's taxonomy places the organism in Eukaryota, Fungi, Ascomycota, Xylonomycetes, Xylonales, Xylonaceae. Gene Ontology annotation, biological process: DNA-templated transcription; regulation of DNA-templated transcription. The transcript has 6 exons. The record is from RefSeq and is a predicted model, not a curated record. Gene Ontology annotation, molecular function: DNA-binding transcription factor activity, RNA polymerase II-specific; DNA binding; zinc ion binding.
CUCAUCUUGCUCACGGAUGGUUAAGGUUGCUGAUACAUCCCUGCCCAUCCCGGCCGUGUUCUGGCCAAACCAUUAUCCUUCCAGUGUCCAUGCGAUGCGUAACCCUCCACAGUGGAUCCUAUCGUACGGAUCACCAUGUUAUCCGUCAGCCCUAGCACCAAACUGGGCGGGCGGGCGGCCCGUCGAGAAGUGGGAUAAAUCACCCUCGUCCUGCGCAUCACCGCUCUGGUCACCAUCAUCAUCAUCAUCACCGGCAGCAGUAACUGAACAAGCAUCAACAUCAACAUCACCAUCUUUAUGGAUCCUCCCCAGGCUCAGGGACGACGCCGAAGAGCGCCCAAGGCGUGCGUCUUCUGUCGCCAGCGAAAGAUGAAAUGCAGCAAUGAAAGGCCUCGCUGUAUGAACUGCAUUGCCUACGAGCAGGAAUGUGUAUUCGUAGAAGCCCCAAAGAAGUCUAGGCCAUCAAAAGCGCGGAUUCUUCAUCUGGAGGAGGAGAAUCGAAAGCUGCAAGCGCGGCUGGCGAGCACCGCAUCAACCCCGUCUAGUGAUGAAUCCCAAUCGGUCAAAGGAGAGGGCAGUAACGUCAACUCUCCGAGACAGACCGAGCUUUCUCCCUCGCAGUCUCCCCAGUUGAUGUGCCGUGCUUAUGAUCCGCUUGCAAGAGACGACAAAUGGAACCUGUCGUCCAUUGGAAGGGUGUCGGCGUUGGACUCGUCGGGAUGGAAUGAGUUAUUUCAGCAAUCGCAGACCCGAAACCCGACCAACGGUGAAUCUGUCUACUAUAGCCUCGCUGGUGCCUUGCUCAAUGACUCGUUCAAUCGAAACGAGGUUGGGCAAGGGUGGGAGAAUCCCAAGCUGCCUACUAGGCAUGUGCGAGAGCAGCUCAUGGCCGAAGCUGCUCGACAACGGCAAUUGGAGGCCAUCAACUUCAACUUCAACCGGCUUGAUUUUGACGGUGUGGACCGGGACAUUGGUUUACAGCUCUUGACGAGAUAUUGGAAUCUCGAACAUCAACUUAAUCUCUUCGUUUAUCGACCAGCAUUCAUGCGGGACAUGGCUUGCGGCGGUCGCUACUUUUCGAAACUACUCUUGAAUGCAAUCUUCUUCACGGCCUCGGUCAAUUUUUCAGAGUCCCCUGCGGUGCAGGCAGCCCACGAGAGUUACCGUCAGAGGUUUAAGGAAUUACUGGCGCCGGCAUUGGACAGGAGCGAAAUCACCACCAUUCAAGCUCUAUUAAUUAUGAGUGAAGCUCUUCUGGCCACGGACGAGGACAGAUGUGCCGCUUUCAUGUACGAAGGCAUGGCAUUUCGCAUGAUCAACGAUUUUCACGCAAAGCUGCAGGCUCAGUCAAAUACGACGCCUAGUCAACUGUCAGUGGAGGAAAUGGAAAUAAGACGGCGAGUGUUUUGGGGGGCCUUUGUUGCCGACAAGCUCAGAUCUCUCUAUCAAGGUCGACCAAUCAGCUUUGAGAACAAGCGUUGGCGAGUACCUUUGGCAUUCCUUGACGAUUUUGAGGAAAUGGAACUCUGGAUGCCAUUAGCCAAUGCCGAAUUAUUGUCCUAUCCCGGGUAUCCGACAUACAGCGUCACAACAUUUACGAGCUUGUGCAAGCUCUCCCAAGUCAUCAAUUGUGUAUACAAUAAGCUCUAUACCGAGGACAGCCUCAGCUAUCCCACGGAGCAGUUGGCAAAUAUCCACAAGCUCCUACAGGCAAAGCUCCAGUAUUGGCACCGGGGACUACCGUCUCACCUUCGAUACGAUUACUCGGAUGCGACUCAAACCAUCCCACCACCACACGUGCUCUCAUUAUUAAUCACAUAUCACCUUCUUAUCAUACAAUUGCAUCGUCCGUUCAACAAGGACGGAUUUUUACACGCGAAGUUGCCAUCAGUGGCAUUGAACUCUUUUGAUGUUUGCGUCACUGCAUCGAAGGAUCUUGUUGGCUUAUUAAGGGCGUAUGAUCGUGCAUUUGGAGUUGCAAACGCACCGUUUUUGAUCUUUUAUGCGACAUAUGUCAGCGCUAUAUUCCUCGUUCGCGAGGCUACACAGAGUACAGGCUCUGAAGCUGUGUCUUGCUUGGACACAUGUUUAACACUAAUGGGAAGAAAUGAGAAGAACGCUCAUGUCAGGGCCGCCAAAGCCGCGGUCUUGGAUUUGAUGGGUGUUUUGGGAGUGCCUUUCGAUCGCAGGGGCAGCAGCGAUGUCGGACACACCGGGUCUUCACUACACCCUUCUCCUGUUCAAUCUCGUCAACUUGAGCUAAAUGCAACACCAAUGGAUAUCGCUGUCCACAAUCCCCAUGACGCCGUUAUCGGUCAUAAUCUCGCAUUUACUACCGACGACAAUUUUAGGAGCCGUCUGGCUGCCGGCCCAGAUUUCGAUGUCAUCAUCAACAAUUUCAUUCGCGGUUUUAACAGCGAAGCAACCGUUAGUGAAGAUGACUCGGAUGCUUCCCGGCUUACCAGUCCACAUGCUACACCAGCGCCAAGACUGGAAGGUUCGAGGGAAAUGAUUCUGGCUGGCCACAGCCCCGUCGAUCCAACUCUGGAUGAAUACAUACGGACACAUUCGAUCGACGCUUCUGCGAACCCAUCAGUUCUUCCUUUUGACGAGUCCACGCUUCACGUUGGGUGGUGAAAACAAUGACGAAUUUUUUUUUUUUCUUCGGAAGGGGGCGCUAUCAUGGUUCAUGUUUGGUCACACGCUGCUUCUUGGCAACGAGGAUGGGUUUACUGGCUGGUGUGUGUCUUGGUAUUUGCAUUUGAGUAGAAUAUGUCGUAAUGUCGGGGCCAAGGGAAUUGUGGAGUGUGGAGUAACGUUUGCGGAGUAACAUUACCCCAUGGUAGAACCUUAGGACUGGAUCUUGGCGAAUGCUCGAAAUAUGGAAUAUCUUUUCUGGGAUUUUGGCUUCAAUAUUCUGCGCACACCUGUA